Molecule: messenger RNA, 1134 nt
Organism: Wickerhamiella sorbophila
Lineage: Eukaryota; Fungi; Ascomycota; Dipodascomycetes; Dipodascales; Trichomonascaceae
Exons: 1
Coding region: 1-1134 (377 amino acids)
Biological process (GO): endoplasmic reticulum calcium ion homeostasis
Cellular component (GO): endoplasmic reticulum
Molecular function (GO): calcium ion binding
Source: RefSeq, a predicted model, not a curated record
AUGUUGACUGGUUUGAUUUUGAUGGCCGCUACUGUGGCUGCCGAGCCUACGCACUUGCAAAAAAUCCUUGCUGCCAUUAGCGGCAACGAUGGAAUCCCUGCUGCCAAGUGGAACGAAUUGACCUUCUUGGAGCGGGUCAAAAUUCACGACUGGACCAAGGAGCUUUUUAUCUUUGCCGUGUUUGGUGUUUACUUUGCUAUCCAUUUCUGGGGCGUCAGUACUAACCGCAAGCAUGUCGAUCGUUUCAUGGGGGCCGCUGAGCCUGUCAUUGCCGAGCAGUUCGCCAUGGUUGGCUGCACUCCGCAGAUGAAGAUUGUCAAGGACUCUGCGGUGCGUUACACAACUUAUGCCAGUGGCCGUGUCAAUAUUGAGAGUCUUCUUGUUCGCUUCUACGCUCUCGAGCGCCAGAACCUUAUUUUGAACACCAUCGGUUUGUUUUUCCCAGCGGCUCGUUCGCUCGAGGGCCUUCGUGAUCACGCCCUUGUCACUCUUACUCCUCAUGACCCUACGGCGAUUGAGCCCCAGAUUUUCGCUGUUGUCUCAAAGUUCGGCAUGCAGCAAGCCCGCGAGGACAAUUACUAUCUGUCUUUGACUCGCACAACUGAGUCGUCCAAGCUGCCCGCCUCGUUGGUGUUUAUGGCCGAGCAUAAUGAGAUCAUUGAAAGUAUUUUCACUGGUACCUUGGCUGAGGCUAUCACUAAUGCCGAGGAUAUCCUUGAGUACUUUGCUAUCACUGAUCAGGGCAUUGACGCCCCUACAGAGGUUUCCGAGGUCGCCCCCAAGAUACGGGUCUAUCUUUCCGUUCGCUAUCCGUCGAACAAGGCUCAGUCCGAAGCUCUCGCCAAGCUCGUUGAUGCUGCUAUCAACGCUGUCGAUUUCAUGAUCAACAAAAAGCCUUUGCGUAGCGAGGUGGCCCGUAAGAUCCGGGCCUCUCGUGAGGAGCAGAUCAAAAAGAUCGAAAAGGCUGCCGAAGCCCUUAAAAAGGAAGAGCUUGAGGCCAAGAAGGCUGAAGAGCGUCGUGAGCAAGCCAAACAGCAGAACAGCCUCAGCGAGAAGGAAGAACGUAAACUCGCCAAAAAGCAGCAGGAAAAAGAGGCCCGUAAGCAGCGCGCUCGUAUGACUCGCCGCCAGUAA